AUGAAAGCCUCAGAAAGUGCCAUGCCAGCCGAGAAUGCCCCUAUAUGCCACAUAAAACUGUUACAGGUGGAGCGAGAAGAUCUUAGUGGGGGGAGUGACAAACCCCCCUCGAGGGGAGUACCUACCUUCCCAGUUGAUCAACAUAAGACCACCCCAGCUGACACGCCAUGCCUUGUGUUACCAGUUGCCAAUGCAUCAGAUGUCCAGCCAGAAGACACGAUCUUCACACGCCAGACUGAGCCCUUCCUACAAGCCUGUGUAGAGAAGAUAUUGGAGCUUGUGCAGAUAGGUGACGACAUCACAGCAGACCAACGCAAGGAAGUCAAGUCACUCAUCGCUGAAUUCGCUGACUGCUUCGCCUUAUCACUCAGCGAGGUCAAUCUCAUUCCAGGCACAGUGCACAAGCUCGACAUACCCGAGAACACAUCAUUCCGCACAAAGAUUCCACAACGCUCGUUCAACCCAGACCAACGGGCCUUUAUGGAGGCAAAGGUUGACGAAAUGCUGAAGGGUGGUAUAAUACGUCCUAUACACCCAAGGGAGGUCAAAUGUGUCGCGCCCUCAGUGUUGGCCCAGAAGGCGCAUGAGAACACAGGCCUGUCCUCAGACGAACUCAAGCACAAGGUUAACGAUGAAUGCGUGAAGCACGGCGUGUCCGGUAACUCUUUCCUCCAAUCGUCCAUCUUGCUGAUAUUUCACAGGUUCUGGUUGGAAAUGGCGAUGUUUACUCUCCCUGGUCGCGAUCAUACGUCCAGCUCCACUGCCUCUUCAGACGGCAAAGGGGGUACAGAUUCAGCAUCUAAAGAUGGAAAGUCAACGAAAAGGACAGGUCCUACCUAUGUAUAUUACCGUCUAUACACCAAACUCGGUGCAUUUGAAUCAAAUCACACCCUCUACCAGAACGACCGUUUCAUUGGCCGCAUUCCGUCGAAGUUGUUUGCCCCUCCUCAUACUGUGGCGUCUAUCAAGCGGUCCCUCUGCAAACUUGAGGGCCUUUUGGACCCCGACAAGGCACUUGUUUUCGCACCGCUCUCAAGCCCAGCACCCAAAGAAGACUCUACCCGCCUUUCUUUGAACGCUCUUUCUGGACCAGGCCUGUCCGAACUAGAUCCGAUCGCGCUGGUUGUGGAGUCGGAGAAGCGGACCAAGGAGGCCUCGCAAUCGGAGACCCAGCUGCCGGAAUGCUCUGAUAAUACUGACAUCCACUACGGCAAGUCUUUAUACUAUCGUGUUUACCUAUCAGAAAGCGAAGGAGAAGCAAAGGCAAAGACAUCCUUUGACGAAAGCGAUAUUUCGUUAGGACGCAUCAACACCCUCUCCAUCGCUCCCCCUCACACCGCUGGGUCUUUGAAAGCACGCAUCGCAAAAGUUGAAGGCCUUGUCACGCCGGGUCAUGCACUCUACAAGGAUAUGGAACUCUUCCAAGACACGGAUAGUGAUGCUGCCAUGAACGACACCGACAUCAUUUCCUUCCAAGGUGACGAUUAUCCGGGCAGUGAUAAACGCGAUCACGUAGCCCUUGUCAAUGCAACCACCAAUACAGCAGCGGAUCAAAAGGCUAAGCCUACACCAAAGCCUACACCAGGUAAGGCGCUCGGCAAAUAUCCCCUAGACACUGCGGCAACAAACCGUGCUUUUUCAAAUGGACCAGAUUCAAAUUUUACGAAACGCGCUCAAUUAACUCAUGGUGGCGGCUCUUAUACAGGAUACAUGGCGAUUAAUUCCAAGGGUGAAAAAGGCUUUGUGAUGUCGAAUUAUGUUCAAUUUAUCUGA
Laccaria bicolor S238N-H82 is the source of this 1773-nucleotide messenger RNA. RefSeq lists its product as uncharacterized. The record is from RefSeq and is a predicted model, not a curated record. Bases 1 to 1773 code for a protein of 590 amino acids. The transcript has 7 exons. NCBI's taxonomy places the organism in Eukaryota, Fungi, Basidiomycota, Agaricomycetes, Agaricales, Hydnangiaceae.